AUGGUGAAUUACUCUUAUACCCAUUUAGACCAGUUUUUUGCACUCUCAACUUGGCAAAAAGACGUCAAAGGAUCAUUUGGUCUCGUUCCUCCUCCGGGCGACUGGGAAGCUUUUAAACGCAAGAUCAAGUCUUUAAACGAUGCUUGUCCUCCCGGAGAAACCGUCAAAGUGAUUUAUGCUGCACGACAUGGACAAGCGGAACAUAAUGUGAUAGGAGACAAAUAUGGAGAAGCUGGUCAAAUGACAUAUCCUAUUCUCGACCCGAAUUUAACAGCAUUAGGUCGUUCACAAGCUUUUCAAACUCGUUCGUCGUUGAAAAGGGAAUAUGAAAAAGGUAUGCCAUUACCUCAGAAAUGGUUUGUCAGUCCAUUGAAACGAGCAGGAGAAACAUGUGGGAUAGAAUGGGGUUGGUUAUUCCAUGAUAACCUAAAUCAAAUGCAAGACGGGCAAGGAAGAUGGGACGCAGGAAAAUGUCAUAAUGUUCCUGCUGAAGUAAUUGAGAAUAUAAGAGAACACCUUCACGUACAUUUAUGUGAUUCAAGAUGUCCUAUCACAAUCCUCAAACCCCAAUUCCCCUCUUUUGUUUAUCCGGAAAACAUGGUUGAUCAAGAUGAAAGCUGGAAACCUGCAGAAGUAAGGGGUAGAGAAACUGAAGAUGAACUUGUCGCACGGAGGGGGGAAGGUAUAAAAGAGAUUUUGGAGAAAAGUAAAGAUGUAACUUAUAUCAGCUUGACUUCUCAUUCUGGCGCGUUAAGAGGUAUAUACAAAUCAUUAAAUGUCCCAGCUAGAAGUUUGGUAGUAGCGGAAAUGAAUGUCUUAGUGAUCCGGGUCAAGAGAUCGAAGAGUGAUAAAUGCAGAUCGGUUUCUGAUCUGAUACAUAAGGACAGGCAUCUUUGA
Molecule: messenger RNA, 897 nt
Organism: Kwoniella shivajii
Lineage: Eukaryota; Fungi; Basidiomycota; Tremellomycetes; Tremellales; Cryptococcaceae
Exons: 7
Coding region: 1-897 (298 amino acids)
Cellular component (GO): cytoplasm
Molecular function (GO): phosphatase activity
Source: RefSeq, a predicted model, not a curated record